AUGGCGGUAGUGGCGGCCAAGGGGGGCAGCAGGGCGGCGGAGGUGGCUGGGGGAAAGGCUGGGUGGCGAAAACGGAGCGGCGGCGGCCGGAACGGCAGUACGUGGUGGCGGCGAAGCCCGGGGCCGAAACAGGGGAGAGCGUCGGGGAAGGAAAACAGGGGGGAAAGUGGAGGUCGCGCGUCGGCCGGAGGCGGCACGGCGGCGUCGCGGGCGGGCCGACUAGCGGCUGGGCAGCGCCGAAUCGGCGGACGCGGCGGGCGAGCUGCUUCUUCCGCGUGCGCGCCGUGCGAGACCGGCGACAAAGCGAAAGGGGGCAGGCGAACAGCGGUCGCGGGGCGACGAAAGCGCGCGCUGCUCGGCUCGGGCGACGGCAGCAUGCGAGGCGGCGGCGGGCCGGGCUGGUCCUGCGAGCGGCGUCGGGCAGCAAGAACAGGGAAGCAGGAGCAGCCGCGGGGAAGAAGAUGA
Syzygium oleosum is the source of this 465-nucleotide messenger RNA. RefSeq lists its product as uncharacterized. Lineage: Eukaryota; Viridiplantae; Streptophyta; Magnoliopsida; Myrtales; Myrtaceae. The record is from RefSeq and is a predicted model, not a curated record. The transcript has a single exon. Bases 1 to 465 code for a protein of 154 amino acids.